UAUACAUAUUGCUCCCCUUUGAUAUCAUUACAACACACACACGCACAAACACACACUUUGAAUCAUCACGAAGUAGUGGGAAGAAGAGGAAGAUCGACGACGAAAUCGAGGAUUUUUCAGAGCAAGAUUUUCCAUGGAAGUUGGCCGGAAAAUGGGGGGGUUGCUGGCGGAGGAGCAGGGACUGAAUCUGAAGGAAACCGAGCUCUGCCUCGGCCUGCCUGGCGGCGGCGGCGGCGCUGACAAGAUUACUGGGAAAAGAGGCUUCUCUGAGACUGUUGAUCUGAAACUCAACCUUCAGCCCAAUGAAUCAGCUGCUUUAGAUCUGAAGGAAACCUCGGCUAUGGACAAGCCUGUGCUUCCUCCCAAGGAUCCAGUCAAGCCACCAGCCAAGGCACAAGUGGUGGGAUGGCCACCAGUGCGAUCGUUCCGCAAGAACAUCAUGGCCCACCAGAAGAGCUCAGACGAGGAGGCGGAGAAGGCGGCAUGCAGCAGCCCCACGGCCGCCUUUGUGAAGGUGUCGAUGGACGGGGCGCCCUAUCUUCGUAAAGUCGACCUGAAAAUGUACAAGAGCUAUCAAGAACUCUCCGAUGCCUUGGCCAAAAUGUUCAGUUCUUUCACCAUGGGUAACUAUGGGACCCAAGGAAUGAUCGACUUCAUGAAUGAGAGCAAAUUGAUGGAUCUCUUGAACAGUUCUGAAUAUGUGCCCACUUAUGAAGAUAAGGAUGGGGACUGGAUGCUCGUGGGGGAUGUACCAUGGCAGAUGUUCGUGGAUUCAUGCAAGCGCCUUCGCAUUAUGAAAGGAUCUGAAGCAAUUGGCCUAGCACCAAGAGCCAUGGAGAAAUGCAAGAGCAGGUGCUGAUGGAACUAUAUUACAUGUAUGUUGUGAACAACUUGGUUUGAUUUGAGCAGGGGAAGUUGUUUCUACGUGUGUUUUCAAUUUUCUUUUUGUUUUUUUUUUUUCGAGUUUUCGUGUCGACUGUGUCUGUAUUUUAUUUUACAGUAUAUAUAGAUAUGAAAAACCGACGGACAUUAUUUGUAUUGGACAAGAAGCAAAAUGCAGUACUCUCAUAUGUUGUCUGGCUUGUUAUCUUAUUAUUACGACUUUAAAUUAA
Molecule: messenger RNA, 1112 nt
Organism: Sesamum indicum (sesame)
Lineage: Eukaryota; Viridiplantae; Streptophyta; Magnoliopsida; Lamiales; Pedaliaceae
Product: auxin-responsive protein IAA14
Biological process (GO): regulation of DNA-templated transcription
Cellular component (GO): nucleus
Source: RefSeq, a predicted model, not a curated record